AUGGACUCCUUCGACCAAACUUUAGAUGCCCUCAAUCCCUGCAUCAACAAGUCGCCGAUAUUCCACCAAUUCACCCAGCUGCCCCUCGAGAUACGCUACCAGAUAUACGAGUCAUACUUCCACUCCAGUCCAGAAUUCGUACCAUGCAAGGGAGGGAAUCAUCCCAGUCAAUCACACAUAGUCCCAUGCAGCCAGCUGCCCAAAGGAUCAUUCCUCCCAUCUCUAUGCUUAGUCGAUCGCAACAUAGGCGAGGAAGCAACAUCCUUCCUCGCCCGCACCGCAAUCUUCGACGUCAAAAUGAAAAGCCUCAUGACUUCAAGAGACAUCUGUCCCGCCGAGAUCUUCACUCGAAACCUCAUUGAAAGCCCUCACCAACAUAUCGGACGCAAGUACAAUGUACGGAGCCGCCAGACGCUCAAGAGUGGUGCUCCAGCGCUUACUUCCUCGCCUCACGGGCCUGCGAGAAUUCAGAUUAGUGUACGUCGCACCAACACAGCAUGUGGCGUGGAUGCCCCCGUCAUCGAUGUAUAUGCCGCUGCAUUUGGAGGAACUGGAUUUGAGUGA
Molecule: messenger RNA, 564 nt
Organism: Parastagonospora nodorum SN15
Lineage: Eukaryota; Fungi; Ascomycota; Dothideomycetes; Pleosporales; Phaeosphaeriaceae
Exons: 2
Coding region: 1-564 (187 amino acids)
Source: RefSeq, a predicted model, not a curated record